UUGGUUUUUGGAAUAGUUUUUAAAUAUUUCCAUUUUAUUUUUCUAUCUAAUUACUAUAGACUCGAUUUUUAUUAUCUAUUACCUAACUAUUAUAAGUGCCGGUUUCAAAGACGGUACAAGAACGGUAUUUCAAUUCUACGGUUUCGGAUUGGGUUUUGAAAACGGUUUUUUUAAAGUCUUAGGUUUCGGUUACGGUUUUUUAACCGGUGUUAUAAGCUUUUGGUUCCGGUUCCAGUUUCGGUGUUUAGAAAUGAGAAAACCGGUUUCGUUCCCUGGUUAUUUGUGUUGCAAAAUUGAUUAUCAAGAAUUAGUCUAUAGAUUAAGAUUUCAGAUUUCAAUUAUGGGAAAAUUUAAAUUAUUUAAAAAUUUAAAAUAAAUUAAUGAUUUUAUAAAAUUUGUUCUGUUAAAUUCAACAUAAAAUUAUACUCCUUUAUUUAAAGUUUGGAAUAGUAAUUCAACAAUUACUGGCUUAAAUAAAUGGUGAAGACUAGAAAUCAAAUCGAUCAUAAAUAUAAUAGCAUAGAUACCAAAUAAUUGUAUGAAAAACAUUUACGUGUUAAAUAAAUUAUUUAUAAAUAAAAUUAUAAGUCUAGCAUUAUAAUAUUAAAUACAUAUUAUAAUUUAUACAUAUUCAAUACAAUUAUUGUACACUGACGACACACCAGCUCAACGGACAAAUGGAAAACAAACCUUACCAUUGUGAUGUAUGUGACAAAGCGUUUUCUUUAAAUUAUAGUUUAAAAGCACAUCGACGUACGCACACUGGUGAAAAACCAUACAACUGUGAUGUAUGCGACAAGUCGUUCAGCCACAGUGGCCAUUUGACGGCACAUCGUCGCACACACACUGGCGAAAAACCGUACGCGUGCGAUGUAUGUGACAAGUCGUUCUCACUAAGUUUCAACUUGACGAAACAUCGACGCACACACACUGGCGAAAAACCAUACGCAUGCGAUGUAUGCGACAAGUAUUUUAACGACAGUGGCCAUUUGACGGAACAUCGACGCACGCACACUGGUGAAAAACCAUACAACUGUGAUAUAUGUGACAAGUGUUUCACUCAAAGUGGCCAAUUGACGGCACAUCGUCGCACACACACAGGCGAAAAACCAUACACGUGUGAUGUAUGUCAGAAGGCUUUCUCCGUAAUUAGUAAUUUUACAGCACAUCGACGCAUUCACACUGGCGAAAAACCAUACGCAUGCGAUGUAUGCGAAAUGUCUUUCACUCAAAGUGGCCAAUUGACGGCACAUCGUCGCACACACACAGGCGAAAAACCAUACACGUGUGAUGUAUGCGAUAGGUAUUUUAACGAAAGUGGCCAUUUGACGGCACAUCGACGCACACACACUGGCGAAAAACCGUACGCGUGCGAUGUAUGCGACAAGUCGUUCUCUAUCAGUGGCAGUUUGACGGUACACAAGCGGACGCACACUGGCGAUAAACCAUACGCAUGCGAUGUAUGCGACAAGUCGUUCUCUGUCAGUGGCAGUUUGACGAUACACAAGCGGACGCACACUGGCGAUAAACCAUACGCAUGCGAUGUAUGCGACAAGUCGUUCUCACUAAGUUUCAACUUGACGAAACAUCGACGCACACACACUGGCGAAAAACCAUACGCAUGCGAUGUAUGCGACAAGUAUUUUAACGACAGUGGCCAUUUGACGGAACAUCGACGCACGCACACUGGUGAAAAACCAUACAACUGUGAUAUAUGUGACAAGUGUUUCACUCAAAGUGGCCAAUUGACGGCACAUCGUCGCACACACACAGGCGAAAAACCAUACACGUGUGAUGUAUGUCAGAAGGCUUUCUCCGUAAUUAGUAAUUUUACAGCACAUCGACGCAUUCACACUGGCGAAAAACCAUACGCAUGCGAUGUAUGCGAAAUGUCUUUCACUCAAAGUGGCCAAUUGACGGCACAUCGUCGCACACACACAGGCGAAAAACCAUACACGUGUGAUGUAUGCGAUAGGUAUUUUAACGAAGGUGGCCAUUUGACGGCACAUCGACGCACACACACUGGCGAAAAACCGUACGCGUGUGAUGUAUGCGACAAGUCGUUCUCUGUCAGUGGCAGUUUGACGGUACACAAGCGGAAGCACACUGGCGAUAAACCAUACGCAUGCGAUGUAUGCGACAAGUCGUUCUCUGUCAGUGGCAGUUUGACGAUACACAAGCGGACGCACACUGGCGAUAAACCAUACGCAUGCGAUGUAUGCGACAAGUCGUUCAGCCACAGUGGCCAUUUGACAGCACAUCGACGCACACACACAGGCGAAAAACCGUACGCGUGCGAUGUAUGCGACAAGUCGUUCCCUGUCAGGGGCAGUUUGACGGUACACAAGCGGACGCAUGUGUCACACUGAACAGCCUGAUCAAAGAUCUAUGAUCCAAGGGUCAUAUAAAAUAGAAUAAAUCAUGUUAACACUGUAUUAUUAUGCUAGCACUGGUAAAGUGUUUAUUUUGUCAUGUACAUUAUGUAUAUAAAUGUAUGUAGUUGUUUAUUAAUACUAAAUUGAUAACAUUGUCAUAUGCAUAAAUAAAUACUAAGUUUCGUAUGGUUUUUAAUGUUUAUUUUUCUAUUGAAUUACUAUCAUACAAAUUAUCAUUUAAACGUGACAUAAUUUCAGUGGUAAUUAAUAGUAACACCUAGUAUUUUAAAGAUUCACUGUUUUGGUAUUUGUAUGUACUAAUUUGAAAUAAGAGGUACGUUUGUGAUGAAUUAAAAAAAAAAUCUUACGUAAUCUAUCGUAAUUGCUGUGAAUAUUGAUUUAAAUAUUACACAUUUUCAAGUGAUACUAACCAUUUGAAUUAGUUAAACACAUAUUUUUUAAUUGGUUUAUGAACAAGUUAUUAG
Molecule: messenger RNA, 2860 nt
Organism: Acyrthosiphon pisum (pea aphid)
Lineage: Eukaryota; Metazoa; Arthropoda; Insecta; Hemiptera; Aphididae
Product: zinc finger protein 271-like
Exons: 1
Coding region: 678-2369 (563 amino acids)
Biological process (GO): regulation of DNA-templated transcription
Molecular function (GO): RNA polymerase II cis-regulatory region sequence-specific DNA binding; DNA-binding transcription factor activity, RNA polymerase II-specific
Source: RefSeq, a predicted model, not a curated record